AUUUAAAAAUGAAGGUAAUCAUUGCUCUAGUAACCUUUGCUGCUUUAACUACGGCAUACAAGACCCUUUCAGAGGAGGGAGACUACAAGUUUAUCGUGAAUUUCUCAAAGAACUCGAGUAACAAGAAUAACACUGAUGCUUACUUGGGUUUGAUCGUCGGGUCGACCACCCAGCCGUUAACUAAUAGCUAUUAUGUCACAGGAGCGUGUGUAAAUAUAGGUCAAAGCAACUACCAGCUUACCACUGCAAGCACGAGCUUGCAAGGAUUCGGUAUUGAAUGGGGAUGUGCCUCCUCCUGUACAUCAUUGGCUGCUAUUUAUAAUACAGUUAAAUUUUAUGCUGGUGCUAGCUGGGAGCAAGAUACUUCUCACGUGGCUAGUUCUGGCUCCUCUCUCACACAAGUGACUACCCCCGCUGGGGUGAAUUCCUACAACACCACUGACAAGAAAGUGAUGCAUACAUGGACCGGACUAACACCUACAGAAAUUUCUAGCAGUGUGUACUUCCCGAACCAGACUUCGAAAUGGUAUGUCAGGUGCUUCGCAAGAUUUAACCAUGCUGCUUCUAUAAGUUUGGAUAGCGGUGCUGCUAAUUUAGGUACCACUCUAGGAAAUGGAAAGAAUCUGACUCUAAAGGGCAAUAGCCAAAAGGCUGCUGUUUUCCUUGCCAUUGCAGGUUCUCUAGUUGCUAUAACCGCCUAAAUUAGC
Moneuplotes crassus is the source of this 707-nucleotide messenger RNA. The record is from the annotation of a GenBank genome assembly. Lineage: Eukaryota; Ciliophora; Spirotrichea; Euplotida; Euplotidae.